AUGUCAGAUGGAAGAGGACCCCAGCUCCAUUCUUACGGAGACCGACGGCUUUCCUCCUUCAGCAGACAGACCCCCAGACUCACAGAGUCAUUUGAAGCGCGAACGCGGUUAUCCGCGGUUGCUCCGACCCCGGGCUCCGCCAGAAGAAGAAGCGGACAACCUACAAACCAGAUAAGGUCCAGUUUUGGCUACAUGGGCUCAACAGCCGGUGGAGUCACCCCUUUGCUGCUCCGAAGAACCUCUGGAUCUCGCAACCUACCGCCCAGCAAUCUGACAGUCCAGCUGCGUGGUGAUACUCGGAACUCCCGGAACAAGGUGUAUAUGGAGCUUUUGCUGAAGGAAGUUUACGAUUUUUGCAUAGCCAACAACUUUGAGGCUGAGAUGGGUCAUCAUAUUUCACUCGCGACGUUUGAGACGCCCACACAGAAAGACUUUGUUUUCUUGUUUAAGUUUUUGUACGGAAAGCUUGAUCCAAAUUAUCGCUUUCUGUCACUGUUUGACACUGAUAUGAAAGCAAUUCUAAAAAGUCUCUCAUAUCCAGCCCUAGAUAAACUUCGAGAUGCGCUGAGUGCGGCCGGUGAGCAGAAUUGGCACUACAAUCUUGCCAUGCUCUAUUGGUUGGUUAAACUCAACCUCAUGCUUCUGAGUGUUAACGAAGAGGAAACUUUUAAUGCACCAACUCGUGCUUUUGAGCAAAUAUACAAUUCUUGUGUUUUCUCAUCCUAUGCAAGCUUCAUUGAUAGAAUCGACGACUAUGAAGAAAUCGAUCAAAGUAUGGAGAGAGAAUUCAACAACUACAAGGAGGAAAUAUUUAAAGCAGAGCAAGAUAAGCAGGCAAGUAUAACAGCUUUGAGCCUGGAGAAAGAAAAUCUCUCCGAAGAAUUUCGUCGAAUCGAGGAAGCCGAAGAUAUGACGGGUCGCUUGAAGACAGAUAUCGCAUCUCUUAACAAAUACACCAACAGCCUCCAAGAUGGAUUCACUUCGCUCAAUUCUAAAGCUUUGGAGUUUGAUUCAAUUAUUGCAAAGCUUGAAGAUCGUAUCUCCGCGAUCCUGCAAGACAAGAGUCAAUUCAAUGCAACUUUACAUUUGAAGGGUGUCGAGAUUGACCAGCUUGGCAGACUUGAAGACGAACAGACUAAGAUUGCAAAGGCAGUAGAGUCAGUGAAUAGUAGAUUGCGAACAGCAGAGGCAAAGAUUCACUCCACUGAGGAUCGCUUAGCUCUUUCAUACCAACAACUUGUUGACAGCGUGUCCAUUUAUAACCAAACGAUUCGCAAAAUUCCUUCACUUGCUGGUCAGGACGAUAUUAUGAUUAAUGAGGAGGUAGUUCACAAUAAUUCCCAGCAGUUUGAAGCCGAAAUGAUUAUCAGCAGAACUAUUAGAGCAGAGAAGGACGUGAUUACACAAUUAGAUGGUCAGAUCAAGCAAGAUCGUCUUUUCAAUGACGAAGAAUAUCUUCAAACUUUGCAACUCAUAGAAGAGCACAAACAAACCUUGACCGAUCAAGAGGACAAAAUAAAAUUGCUCGAAGCGACCCUCUCUAAAAAUAAAGUUUCACAGGAAGAGCUACAUUCGAAGAGCACUUUAGAAGCCCUGCGGCUCGAUGCCGAAAUUGAAAAGAUGCAGAAAGAUUUGCAGGCAAUGAAGGCAGAUAUGACCCUUGAAACAUUGAAGGCAAAGACUUUGAACACAAACCUCAAACGCGAACUCAUGGAAACGCGAUAUCUCAUUAAAGAUAAACGUGAGACGCUUUUGCGUACCGUUCAGAGCGACCUCAACUACGUCAUAAACUUUAAGGACCAUAUUCAAAAGACUCUUGAAACUUUACGCCUUCAGACGCAUAAAGAACUUGAAACUGAGCAAAAAAAGGCUGGCGACGGCUCAAAUACUAAUCUAGUCAUCAAUUAA
Australozyma saopauloensis is the source of this 1908-nucleotide messenger RNA. RefSeq names its product kinetochore-associated Ndc80 complex subunit. The transcript has a single exon. Gene Ontology annotation, cellular component: Ndc80 complex. The coding region runs from base 1 to 1908 and encodes 635 amino acids. Gene Ontology annotation, biological process: attachment of mitotic spindle microtubules to kinetochore. The record is from RefSeq and is a predicted model, not a curated record. NCBI's taxonomy places the organism in Eukaryota, Fungi, Ascomycota, Pichiomycetes, Serinales, Metschnikowiaceae.